GAUAUGGACGGAGGUAGGACAGUGUUUAAUAUUUGCCCUGUCCAUCAAUCAUGCCAACAGGUGCAUAUGUUUGCGGUUGUGUAAAUUGUACGUACCACACCGGUCUCCGGUCUCACGUUUACAAUCAUCCCUUUGGGUGAUGGCGUCAUAUCUGGAACCUGCCCGACAGACAUGUCAUAUGCCGCUGUCGUGUACUGUUGCACUAAAGUCGCACACAUGCAUAACGUACGCACCAGAAGCAUCCGUCGCUCGAUCGGUACGGUUAAUUUGGUGGUAAAUUUGGCAAAGAACAAACGUUAAACUCUCGUUCCGUUUUAGCGGUAAAACCGUUCCAAUGAAUGAUUUCCACCUCCUCCCGGUCAGCGUAUGCCGGAUGCAUCAACAGAAGAAUCACCGAAACAAACAUUACCGUACGCAACGACAGAAACAUUGUGUGGCGUUUGUGCGGUGCAGGAAGAAAAAAAAAUAUUGAAAACCAGCACCCUAAACUGUACCAACAAUCAACGGUAGCACGUUUGUUUGAUAAUUUGUUCAACACCCUCAUUAACCUUGCCUGGUAGGUGUUCCUGGCGUACCGAAAGGCAGGAAUCACGAGCAGAUAUUUGCUUUUGCUGAAUUUGUAUUUGAACAGGAACAGUGCGAAGCGAAUAAUAAGACCAUGCUAGACUAGAAGCGUUGGAAUACCGUGUACAACCCUUAUGGCUUUUCAAACAGGAGAAAAAAAAACACGCUUCUAGGUUGGUUUUUUGUUGUUCCAUUGGUAUAAUCGUUUAUUUGAACAAUUGUCUGAUACGCUAUGGUGGUUAGGUAAACGUUAUUUUUUCUCUUUUAGAUAUACGGUAAUGACGAAGAAUGGGGUAAAUAAAAAAAAGACAAUAGUGGCCAUUUUCUUAAGCCUACGUCAUUCGGUGAGUUUAUGUAAUUAUAGCGAUUUUUCAUUUUGCUACUGUUUUGUUUCAGUAGUUAGUACAAGAAAUGGUAGAGUAAAUAAAGCAACUGCCUUCUAGUUAAAAGCAUUAAAACCGUAUUAAAGAUAUAGAGACAUAUACACAGAUUGGGUUUAAUAAACCUUAUGAAACGAAACAGUGAAUAAGAGCUUUAUUGUGGAUUAAAGUGAUAAAAAAAACGAAUAGACUAAAGUAACACAAACUAGACAAAAUAGGAAUAACUCGGAUUUCAACACUAAACACAAAAUGGAACCGUUUCAAUGAAAGUUGAAUGAAGCAGUAAAACACGACCUUGAUUACCGUACAAAGCAAUGAACCAAAUGAAGUGUUUCAGUCAAGUUCGUACACUUAAUUAUUGUGCUAUUGUGAGUCGAUAUCGAGACUGCUUAAGAUUGACCAUUUUGACAUCGUGAAACGAUUCAAGUUCAGUUCCCGAAGAAUAACGAAUUAGUCUAUCUCUAAAAAAAACUGUUGAAAUUUUGAAGGUUGGCGGUAGUUUUACGAAGCAUUCCGCUGUCAUAAAUCGCAACAACUUGUCGCGGUUAAACGAAUGAACCGCUUAAAACCAUAAAAUUCGACCAGGUCACUAGCGUUAAGCUUCUAAAACCAUUCCACUUGCCUCUGGCUACAUGGCAUGAUAAAUUUGAAAGGCCAUCACCCAUUAAAAGCUCCAUCAAUGUCGUUGCAUCAGCAGACUUGUACGAAAAAAAAAACAAAAACACGUAGGUAUUCAUAUUCGGCCGGCGUGCGACACUGUUACAUCCGCGUUCCGGUUACUUGCGCAUGAAGCGAGAAAAUCAAAAAGGAAGGAAACUUGAAUAAUUAGUGUUCAAAUCUAAAUCGGAACAACAUUACUCUACUCAAGAAAGGGGCCUCCGGUUAGGAUAGGUUACAAAUAAAAGAUAAAACUCUUUUCAUAUAGCAACGGUCAUUGACAUGAAUGACCAAGCAGCAAAAAAAAGAUGAUAUCUUCGUUCAACUAAAGUGAAUUUGUGGCAGUUCGGGUGAUAAAUUAAAUUCGAAAACUAGAAAAGAUUCGGCAUAACAUAAUUUUUCAGGCCAUAAGUAAUAAUUUAAAUGCAUGGCACAUUUGAGUAUUUUUUAAAUUAAAAAAAAAAAACAAGAUCACAUCAACGGACGAAUAACACUAGCGACGUCUUGCGUAAAUUUUGCGUACUACCGUUUUGCCCAAUUGGAUGCUACAUUUUCGCAUUGUGUCAGUGGCAAUGUCUGUGGUAAACAGUGCAGGAUCAUUUUUCUGUAAACGAGCCAUAAGUAAAGUAAAAAUAGUGAAAUUUGCUUAUAAUAAGUGUAGCUUUUGGUCAGCAUCGCGUCUACAAUUACUCUUUCAUCGAAUACUACUUACAAAAUAUUGGCCUCAGUCGCGGAUAAGCAGUGGGAAAUACAGAUUUAGCACAUGUUGCGCACCUAGCUUCUGUCGCUUUGUAUCUUUUCAAAAUCGAAAGGAACGCUAACGAUUCAGCAAUGAUGGCUGAUGGGAAUGAAGAGCAAGGUAACUUGUUACCUUCCCACAAGGAGUCCACCAUCGUUGAGAAUGCUGAUCGUGCUGAGUUGGAUGCGUUUGUGGCUUACCUGCAGGAACGUUAUCAACGGAAAGAACAGGAACGCCAACAGAACAUAUCGCCCAACCGUCCAGCUGGUGUGAACUUUCUUCUCUACGAUUCAAGUUUCAAGAAGAAUACGGUCUUUGUAAAGCGGCUGAAACAAUUUACCGCCCAGCAGCUACCCUCAUUGAUGCAGCAUGUGUCCCGAUUCAACUUGACGAGCUACAUUUCGGGGGUGUGUGAGGCAUUAGUGGGGGCAAAGUUGAAGAUGAGCGAUAUCGAUGCUGCAUUGACACUGUGCACUCAUCUACACCGGAAGUAUGCCAAUUUUGCACCCACGAUGUUCGAAAGCUGGCAGAAGUUACUGUCCAUCAAGCCAUGUGCCCCGGUUACCAAUCCGAGCAAGAUGCGUGUGGAUUUGCGUUUUUUUGCAGAAUUGAUUAGUGUGGGCAUCUUUUCGUGUGCGGUUGGAAUGUCGCUCCUCCAUGACUGUCUGUUCGGUUUCAUCGCAGGGGAUGAGAAGAAGCACUUGAAUCUGUCAAUAGUGCUAUCGUUCUGCAAGCACUGCGGAAAUGAGUUCACCGGAUUAGUGCCAACACGCAUGAACGAGCUGGCAAAGAAGUAUGAUGUCACGAUACCUAUGUCCCAACUGGUUCCACCAACUGUUCAAAGUGAUCUGCGUAACUUGCUACAAGAUUACUAUGAAUCGCUAGUUAAGCACUUGCAAUCGGAACAUAUGAACUUGCACCUGAUGGAGAAACCCUUGAACGAGACAGCAAAAGUUGAGCGAACGACAAAAAAGCAUGAGUAUGAAAUGCUGUACGCAUCGACUAGCUCGUUAGCAGAUCUGCUCGGCGAAGGGUUGCCAUUGCUGGAGGAAUUACAAGAACCCGAUGCAGCGGAGGAAGAAACUGGCGAGAUGUUACGGAACGAAAUCCUUGACCCAUGGCGCAACUCAGAAACUAAAUCGUUCUAUGUCGAUUUACCUGAUUUAGGCAAUUUUUUGGCCAAUUAUGAUAAAGGAAAGGAAGACGAUGACGAAAAUCAUAAGCAAGCCACCGUUCAAGAGCAGACAACAAUAACCGAUACGAUUAUCUCAAAGCAAUUACUCGAUAUGGAAUUGUUUGACCUAGAUGAACAUCGUGAUGAUUUGUUAUCUGCAUCCUCAUGUCCAGAAGAUGAAGAAGAUAUGGAACUGGUCGUGUGGAAUCAGGGUGACAAUGAGAUUUUUAAGCAAGCGACACAUAAAAGAAUUUUGACAGCCGAUGAUGAAAACAGCACACGGCCAGAUCCGAAUUCCAAGCACUAUUUUGUGCAGUUUGCAAAGAAUUUGCAAUGCUGCAUUAACCGGGAGAUGAUUGAUAAAGCGGCCAUCGAGUUCCUUCAACAUCUGAACGUAAAGGGCAAUCGGAAGCGAUUGGUGACGGUACUGUUCACAGUGCAGCGAACCCGUCUCGAUCGGUUACCAAUGUAUGCCCGGUUUGUCGCGAUCAUCAAUUUGAUAUCGUCGGAUGUGGCACGGGAGUUGUGCCAUAAGCUGAAAGUGGAAUUCUUUUACCAUCUGAAGAAGGAUCAGUUGCAAAUCGAACCGAAAAUCAAAUUGAUACGGUACAUCGGCGAACUGGUGAAGUUUGGUUUGUACGAGAAGGAGGAAGCGUUGUACUGUUUGCGUUGUUUACUGCAAAGCUUCCAGCAUCACAACGUUGAAAUGGCAUGCGCCUUGCUGGAGGUGUGUGGGGUUUACCUUUUCAACUGCACGGAAAGCCGUGUGCAAGUGAACGCAUUCCUUGAGCAGAUGAUGGGUUUAAAGAUGAACACUUUGAUGCAGGAUCGACACGAGCAGCAGGUGGAGAGUGUCUACUAUCUCCUGAAGCGACCGGUUAGCUUAAAGGAUGUUCAAAAGAAGCUUCCAAUCAUGCACGCCUACAUCCGUUGGCUCAUUUUUCAGGAACUGGGAAAAUCUAAUGUAGACAAAAUAAUUUUGCAGUUCCGUCGCUUGAAUUGGUACGAUAUGGAGACGUCGAACUACGCCAUUCAGUGUUUAUCACAAGCGUAUAAUAUACGUUAUCAAUUGAUCACCUAUCUAGCUGACAUGCUGCAGGGUUUGAGCACGUAUCAGAGGAAGGUUGUUGUACGAGUUAUCGAUACGGUGCUCGAGGAUAUUCGAGUAGGAAUGGCAAUCCACGAUCCUGCCCUAGCAGGACGGCAAAUUGCGAUGAUAAAAUAUCUGGGUGAGCUGUACAACUACCAGCUCGUCGAAUCGGAUACCAUCUUCACCACGCUGUACUCGAUUAUCUCGUUCGGUGUCAAUCUUUCGCACGAUGAACCUUCAGCGAUUGAUCCGCCCGAGUCGCUAUUCCGGUUAAAGUUGGCCUGCAAGCUGUUGAAUACAUGCGGACAGUUUUUGAACAUCGGCGAUGAACGCCAUAGUUUCGAUCACUUUAUUGUGUUCUUUCAGCGUUACUAUUGGCACAAGAAAUCACACCCGAUCUUUGUAGAUCAGCGUUGUGUUGGAAUGGAUGAACAGUUGAAUAUGUAUCCAGUUCUAAUGGAUCACAUGUACCACGAGUGUUUAAAACGUUUGCGGCCAAAUCUGAAGGUGUAUAGUAGUUUGGAGGAAGCGAACAAUGCCGUCGAAGACUUGCGUCAGAAGUUCUUCAACGGGAAAUCGGUCCAGCAAGUGGAUCACGUAGAUUCCAUUCUAUUGCAUGAUUGCUUUUCGGAUGAUGAGAAAAAGGAUGUGCUACCGUCGUCUUCUGCCAUAUCUAAUCUGAAGCCAUAAAGAAAUGAUUUUGAAAUUGAUAUCAACAAUGAACAUUCGGCGUUCUGUGAUAAAGAGUCGCAAGAAUUCGUAAAGAUGGUGACAGAAUUGCCUAUACAGAAACAACCAGAGGAUCUUGAAUUUGAGCGAGAGUUUGAGCGAAUAGUAUCCGAGUCCUAUAGAGAGCUAUCUUUAGCAAAGGUCAAACACAUUCCAGCCCCAAUACCGUGUCUCAAUGAGAAGAAGAAAGAAGAAACGAACGUUACACGAGAUUCCGUAACAUUUACACUAAUGAUGCAUGGUCAGGGCACACAGCAUCUGAACAAAAAGUUUGAAGUACCGCAGGAUAAUCCAAUGGCGCAGUACAUUCACGAGCAGGAAAGAAAACUGCAAGAGGAGAAGGACAGUUUAAAACAAUUAACUAUGAGCAUCUGUAAGAGGCUAUAGCAAGAAACAGAUUAAAUAUAAUUGUAUGCAUGUUCAAACGAACGAAGAAAGGGAUCCAACUUCAACGUAGGGAGUUUUACAUACAAAUACUGUGAGUAGUUUGAAAAUUCUCCGGUAAGUUCGACACUUCUUUGCUUAUCUUAUCAUAUUCUUUAAUCAGCAUAGAAAUUGUUAUGGUAAUUUGCUGUAUGUG
Molecule: messenger RNA, 5913 nt
Organism: Anopheles funestus (African malaria mosquito)
Lineage: Eukaryota; Metazoa; Arthropoda; Insecta; Diptera; Culicidae
Product: regulator of nonsense transcripts 2-like
Exons: 2
Coding region: 2433-5294 (953 amino acids)
Biological process (GO): nuclear-transcribed mRNA catabolic process, nonsense-mediated decay
Cellular component (GO): cytoplasm; exon-exon junction complex
Molecular function (GO): RNA binding; protein binding
Source: RefSeq, a predicted model, not a curated record